AAUCAAUUCGUGGCAACGAAUUUUUUAAACAUAAAAAAUUUACUAGAACAAAGUUUAUUUCCUAAUCUUUUCGGCAACAAAUAGUGAUUUCGAUCAAAACUAUCACAGAAAUCAAAAUGAGCGACAUUUCUAUGAAAAUUCCGGCAGUUAACAAACUUUUGAACCUACCAGAAGAUUCAGAAAUCGGAAAGAAAGUUCGAAUUUCCAUUCGUGACAUUCAUGGACUCUAUUGGACUGGAUUUUGGACGAUUUUGAACACAAUCCAAGGAAGAUUUGAAAUAAAAUGUGAGGAGGAUAGUAUGUGUCGUUGGAAAUUCUUGGCUCAGGUGGAGCUUCAGUUUACUGGGGAAGGACAGACUCCAGAUGUCAACAUCAAUAAGGAAAUUGAGUUCUCUCAAAAGAUGAAGAUAUUCACAUUCGAUCCAAUUGAUCAGGGACGCAGAUACAAUAAAGUUAAUUUGAAAAUUACUCGAAAGUCAUCCGUUGGAGUUGAUGUCGUUAAUUUCAUCGAUUUUGAAAAGAAGAGCAAUUUGCUGGAUGCCCUCAUUCGAUCGGAAGAUGGAAGCAAAAUGGUGUAUGCCAAUUCUGGAAUACUCGCUUUGAAUUCCCCGAUUCUCAAACAAAAGUUGGAGAAAGACAAGUUAGCUGAAAUUAUAAUGCCAUCUGAAUUGUUUGUUUCAAUUGAAAAACUGAUGAACUUUCUCCAUCCUCCUUUCAAAAUGGAACGGGAAAGUGUUGAAGAAGUUCUGGAUCUUGCUUCAAAAUGGGAAAUGAAGUCGGUUCUCGCAAAAUACGAGCAAUUCCUUAUCAGAACACGUUCGUACGGCCAAGAAGCUUCCAUUAAGAAUGUUAAAUUAGCGGAUAAGUUCAAGAUGAAAUCUCUUUUUGAAGACGUUCUCUAUAGCGAAGAAAUUGAUGUGUAUACUUUCCUUGAUGGAAAUGAUUAUAGCUCUUGGAUUCGUGCAGCAAUGUUUGAUUUUGUUCUUGAAAUGAAGAAUAGUUCUACUAGUAUUGAUGAUGAAGAUGAUACAAUGAGCACUUAUGAUAACUUAGCACUUGAUUAAAUGCAAAUUUAUGACAUAAAUAAAUAAUUUAUGUUU
Caenorhabditis elegans is the source of this 1100-nucleotide messenger RNA. It is a transcript of the gene R13A1.3, whose product is annotated as BTB domain-containing protein. NCBI's taxonomy places the organism in Eukaryota, Metazoa, Nematoda, Chromadorea, Rhabditida, Rhabditidae. Bases 117 to 1064 code for a protein of 315 amino acids. The transcript is spliced from 5 exons. The record is from RefSeq and is marked reviewed.